Messenger RNA from Candidula unifasciata, 280 nucleotides. The record is from the annotation of a GenBank genome assembly. Lineage: Eukaryota; Metazoa; Mollusca; Gastropoda; Stylommatophora; Geomitridae.
CUCUAAUUAUUAUCCAAUAUUAUUCCCCAGGACUGCUCUGGCUGAGCCACUUGUGAUAUUUGCAUUAAUCAUUGAUGGUCAGAGUUUGGUGUUUGCAAUCAGGCAGCACACAGAGAUGCUGCGAGAGUUGUGCUCCCGAUGCGUAGCUGUACUGUGCUGCAGGAUGUCUCCUAUUCAGAAAGCUGAGGUGGUUGCCAUGAUCAAAAACUCAACAGGGAGGCCAGUUACAGCAGCCAUUGGUGAUGGAGCCAAUGAUGUCAGCAUGAUACAGGAAGCAGAU